UCUGUCAAUUUGCGUCCGACCUCUCAUGGUCAAACAAAGGCGGAUAUAAUUCAUCUGAGGCGCACGUUUUUGUUUCUUACAGGGAGGAGGAUUCAUUCAUCUCAGGAAAGUACUUUUUUUAAAUCCAACUGCAACUUUUUAUGGAUUUAUAUUGUGUGGAGAAAGCUAUGGUUUCUGUGAUAUAGACUUGCAAUGUGUAGCCUAUGUGUUAAUCUGUAGACAGCUAACAGUGUACUUAGGGCUGUAUUGUAGUUGCUGUGGUGUCACUGUUUCAUAAUUUUAAACCCCUGCAGCUUCAUGUUUUUUAAUUUUUGCAUCCUGGAUAGUGUUUUUUAAAGGAGGUGAACACUGAAAUAAUGCAUCCAAUGGAAAUGGCAGCUACAGUGAACUUUAAGUAAACUUUCCACCAGGCCCGUACAAGCCAAAUCGCAGGGACAACAGAUCCCUUUCUCUUCUGGUUCAGUUUAAAGCGCAUGGUGUGAAAAUGACCAGCCUCUCUAGGAGCAUAGACGACCAGAGAGGCGCUGGCGAGAGCCCGUCUCACAAACCCGAGAUGUCCAGGUACCGCAGCUGGAGCAGUCUUCGCUUCUCAAGAUGGAGAAGUGGCUCCCAGAGGACGACCCCGCCUGGCACCCCCUCACCGAAGGUAGAGAAGAAGGCCGAUGUGACCAGGACGCUCCUCUCCUUGGUUCAGACUCACAAUGAUGACUACACAGCAGAUCCAGAUGGUCUGCUGGACAUCAACGAGGAGGGCGAGGGAGACAGUGAUAACCCCCCAUCUGACCAGUCCACCUACUUCCAGAAGCAGUUUGUGUCCAUGCUGCAGCCCGGGGUCAACAAGUUCUCCCUGCGCAUGUUUGGCAGUCAUAAAGGUGUUGCUGCUGAGCAGGCCAGGGUCAAGAGCUUUGGAGUGUGGAUCAUCCACCCGUACAGUGACUUCAGGUUUUACUGGGACAUUGUGAUGCUCCUGUUGAUGAUGAGCAAUCUGGUCAUUUUGCCGUGGGGCAUCACCUUCUUUGAAGACCAGAACACCAUGCCCUGGAUCACCUUCAACGUCCUCUCUGACACUCUCUUCCUCAUGGACCUGGUUUUCAAUUUCCGCACGGGCAUCCCGGGAGAGGAUAGCCACAUCAUCCUGGACCCCAAAGAGAUCCGCAUGCACUACCUGCGCACCUGGUUCAUGGUGGACUUUGUCUCUUCCAUCCCCGUCGACUACAUCUUCCUCAUCGUCGACCUGGAGUCCCGGCACGAGUCAUCUGAUGUGUACCGCACUGCCCGCGCCCUCCGCAUUGUGCGCUUCACCAAGAUCCUCAGUCUGUUGCGUCUUCUCAGACUGUCUCGCCUCAUCCGCUACAUUCACCAGUGGGAGGAGAUUUUCCACAUGACUUAUGACCUGGCCAGUGCUGUGGUGCGUAUAGUCAACUUGAUCGGUAUGAUGCUGCUGUUGUGCCACUGGGAUGGCUGCCUGACCUUCAUGGUGCCUAUGCUGCAAGAGUUCCCCCCAGACUGCUGGGUAUCCAAAAAUAACAUGGUGAAUUCCACAUGGCAUCUUCAGUACUCCUACGCUCUGUUCAUGGCCAUGAGUCACAUGCUGUGUAUAGGUUACGGUGCCCACCCUCCAGAGGGCAUGACUGACGUUUGGCUCACCAUGAUCAGUAUGGUCGUGGGGGCCACGUGCUACGCUAUGUUCCUUGGUCACGCAACUAACCUGGUCCAGUCAUUGGAUGCAUCACAUCGCCAGUAUCAAGAGAAGUAUAAGCAAGUGGAGCAGUACAUGUCGUUCCACAAACUGCCGGCAGACGUGAGACAGAGGAUUCAUGAUUAUUACGAGCAGCGAUUCCAAGGCAAGAUGUUUGAUGAGGACAGCAUCCUCGGCGAGCUCAGUGAUCCACUGAAGGAGGAAAUUGUCAGCUAUAACUGCCGGGGCCUCGUAGCCAACAUGCCACUGUUUGCCAACACCGACCCUCAUUUUGUGACAGUGAUCCUGACCAAGCUGCGCUUUGAAGUUUUCCAACCUUCAGACUUGAUUAUACGAGAAGGGACGCUGGGUCGGAAAAUGUACUUCAUCCAGCACGGUACCGUAACUGUCAUCCCGCGUGGCAGUAAGGAGAUUACGCUCAAUGAUGGAGCAUAUUUUGGAGAGAUCUGCCUGCUAACCCAAGGACGACGCACAGCCACUGUGAGGGCUGACACCUACUGUCGCCUUUACUCCCUGAGUGUGGACAGUUUCAAUGAGGUCCUGGAGGAGCAUCCUCUGAUGAGGAGGGCAUUUGAGAGUGUGGCUGUGGACAGACUGGGCCGGGUUGCUCGCAGACCCAGUUAUCAGCCUCCCCCAGCUGACUGACUUCCUUAAUAAACAACAGACUCCUGUCAGAAAUGCGGAGGAUAUUUGUAACAAACACUGCGACAGAACUUAACAAAGAAACCUUCAAUGGAAAUGUUACCAACUACUGUUUAUUAUAGUGCUCAGUGAUGGACAACCUGAUGGAGACCCUCCGUUUUAUUUAUUAACACGUUAUUGCUGCACUUGAUUGAAAAUACGCACCUUCAGUUGAUUUAAUUUUGGAUCUCAAUAAGCUAUGUGAUCACUUUGGUGUUAGAUAUUUGUACACAUUUCAUGUUAGAUUAAUUGUUUCAAUGUUUGAAUCAAUGAAUCACUAUUUUCUUGUUUCUUUAGCAGCUGACAUUUUUGGUGGUGCAUGUGCUUUUUACCAAUGGCAACAUUAGCUUCUCCAAAUGUAAAUACCUCUUUAAGAAUCAUUUUUAGUUACAUGCUUGCUUCCUGAGAUUGCAGUUUCAUUAUCCAUCGCAUCACUCAUAUGGGAUAUCAGAAGCACACAGGAUCACCGGCUGAGCGUCAUACAGCUGUACGUAGCUCUGACUCUAAUGACCCUUCAGGGCUGUAGGUUGCAUCAAGUCACGUUUUAAUACCAGUGUUCACUGAGGAUAAGCUGCAGUGAUGUAAUAACUCUACAGAGUAUGUUUGUACACAGUUAUACAUCACUGUUUAAAUUUAUAUCUGAAGAGAUAAUCUGAAAAGUCUUUGCAUCUCAACAGUUCAGUAUUCAGUAUUACAGACUUUGAUUUUUCCCCACACAUAGAUUUAAGUUACUCACUCUCCCUUUAAUUUGCACUUAAAUCUGUUUUCAUUUUCUGUGGGCAAGUAUUUUGCAAGCAUAAUUCUGGCUUAUUCAAAUUUUUUUUAAGCAGAUUAUGUCGUUAAUUAGCAAAUAAUUCUGAAGAAUUUCAUGUUUCCAAAGAAACUGACUCAUUUUAACAUAUAACUGACAGACAAAACAAACAUCUCAUGUAUGUGAGCUGUUAUUACUGUGUUGAUUGAUAGUGUUGUUUUUUUUCAGGUAAAUGUGAUGCAUCCAUUUUACAGUAAUGUAAAUGUACAUACAUAUGCAUGUAUGUAAUUUAAUAUCACUUCAAUUUGAUUAAUAUUAACCCUGAUGCUCAGCCUAUCCUCUUUAUUUAGACUUUCUAAAGACUGAUCCUCAUACUGAUGAUGUCAUGUAAAUACGAAUAUUUCUACCCUUUAAACAUGAAUAUAAAAAAUGUAUUUUGACUAUGA
Messenger RNA from Epinephelus lanceolatus (giant grouper), 3577 nucleotides. It is a transcript of the gene hcn3, whose product is annotated as hyperpolarization activated cyclic nucleotide-gated potassium channel 3. Gene Ontology annotation, molecular function: voltage-gated potassium channel activity. The record is from RefSeq and is a predicted model, not a curated record. Gene Ontology annotation, biological process: regulation of membrane depolarization; potassium ion transmembrane transport; sodium ion transmembrane transport. NCBI's taxonomy places the organism in Eukaryota, Metazoa, Chordata, Actinopteri, Perciformes, Serranidae. Gene Ontology annotation, cellular component: membrane; axon; HCN channel complex.